Macroventuria anomochaeta is the source of this 894-nucleotide messenger RNA. Its product is annotated as parasitic phase-specific protein PSP-1. The coding region runs from base 1 to 894 and encodes 297 amino acids. Gene Ontology annotation, cellular component: fungal-type vacuole; plasma membrane. The record is from RefSeq and is a predicted model, not a curated record. NCBI's taxonomy places the organism in Eukaryota, Fungi, Ascomycota, Dothideomycetes, Pleosporales, Didymellaceae. The transcript is spliced from 4 exons.
AUGGCGGCACAGGACGUCACCCUGAUCGCCUUUGGCCCCUCGGCGAAUUGCACUCUCGAUCUCUGCCCUCUCGAAUGGAGCGUUUUUCAAUAUCUACCCUCAAUACCCGCAAACGCAAUUUUCAUCAGCGUGUUCAGCCUUCUUUUGGCCGUACACCUGAUACAAGGUGUGUGGUACAAGGCUUGGACUUACAUGGCAUGCAUGGCGAUAGGCUGCGGCCUCGAACUUGUUGGCUACGCCGGGCGAGUCAUGCUGCAUGAGAAUCCAUUCGACUUCAAUGCAUUCCUGCUGAACCUCAUUCCUAUUACUAUCGCUCCAGUCUUCUUUUGCGCCGCAAUAUACGUCCAAUUGACGCAAGUUAUAAAUUACACAGACCGGUCCAUAUCGCGCUUCAACCCGCGCUUCAUCAGCUUCAUCUUCAUCCCCUGCGACAUCAUCUCCCUCGUGCUGCAAGGCACUGGCGGCGCCUUGUCAGCCGGCGCCGAAACCGUUAGCGAAACUGACCUCGGCGUUGAUGUCUCGAAAGCGGGUUUAAUCUUUCAAGUCAUCACACUUAUAGUGUUCAUCGGGCUAUCCGCGGAUUACUUUUUUGCAUUGAGGAGGAGGCACAGGAGGAUUGGAAUGAAGACGGAAAGAGAGUUGAGAAUCGUGUUGGGGUGGUUGAGUGCCGCGACAAUUUUGAUUCUAAUCAGGUGUGUGUUUAGGAUUGUGGAACUCAAGGAUGGGUACUUCGCGCCGGCCUUUCGCGACGAGGGAACCUUCAUAGCGUUCGAGUCGGUGUUCAUGUGCAUCGGAGUCGCCUGCAUGAAUAUCGGUCAUCCUGCACGGGCUUUUCGAACCCGACUAACGACGACCGAGACCAUAAGUCCAAUAGAGUUACGGCGAUCAAAGUAG